UUCUCCAGGCACAAGUGAUAAAAACUUGGCCAAAAUUGUAUCCUACUUGGAAAAAUGUGACGUGUCAGAGCAGCUGUCGUCUACCUGAUCCUCUUUCCUAUGUCUGGUACCAGAACGAAGUGAAUAUUGACAGAAAGGAGUCUUCUAUUGAAAAAUACUUUGAUCAGACAGACGGCAUUUCCUGUGCUGUAAAAGGAUACGAGAAGCUUCCCUCUCCUCCAGUGUGUGUUGGUGAUCAAACCUGUAACACAGUGACUUACACCAGCAGAAGCAUCUGUGCCCUCAAAGGUUCAUCAGUGGACAUUUCUUGCAUCUACAGUCAUACACAUCCUGCUGUGUCCAAAUUCUGGUUCAGUCCUGAACGUAGUCAUCAGUGGCAGCAUCGCUCACACCCCGAGGACCUCAGAACAGACUCCCACUAUGCAGGUCGUGUUGAGGUCAUUGAAACAGAGAGAGGACGCUCCACUCUGAGAAUCAGAGACCUGACAGAGAGGGAUUCAGCCGAGUAUCACUUUAAAUUCAAAUCACAAAGCUUUGAAUGGAAGAAUAGUUUACCUGGAACAACUCUGAGUGUCACAGCUCUGCAGGUGAAGGUGAGCAGAAUAAUAUCAGUCCAGCAGACUCAGACUGAGGCAGAGCUGAAGUGUCAAAGCAGCUGCAGUCCAGCUGGUCGUCUUUCCAGUGAUGCUAACCCAGCAGCUAACUACACCUGGUACAAGGAGGAUGAUGACUCAGCAAAAGCAUCUGGACAGAACUUCAUCAUCACUGACUUCAGACCUGAACACAGUGGGAGUUAUUACUGUGAAGCCCAGAACACAAGAGGACGUCGCAGCUCCACCUCCCAUCAUCUCACUGUUGUGACAGGGAAAUCAAUAAUAAUACAGAAUAUUAUCAGAUUAACUUUGGUGGUCCUGAUGCUGAUUCCUCUGCUUCUUGUGAAUUUGUGGAUGAGCAAGAAGAAACCUUGGAGAUCUACAGCUGAAUCAAAUGAACUUAUGGAGACAAUGGAGAUGCAGUCAAACCAUAAACAGGACUCAGCUGAUGGAAACAGGAAGUAAAAAACAGCACAGUGGAGAGUGAUGCUGAUGCAUACAGAUUUAUAUUUUUACUUUUAGCUCCAAUUAUGUAAAGUUUAUUUGUCAGCAGCAGAACGUUAGACUAGACUUACAGCUUAUUCUUGGCCUUCUGUUACCUGUUCAGAUUAUGUGUAGUACAGAAGUUC
Molecule: messenger RNA, 1222 nt
Organism: Pundamilia nyererei
Lineage: Eukaryota; Metazoa; Chordata; Actinopteri; Cichliformes; Cichlidae
Product: junctional adhesion molecule C-like
Exons: 7
Source: RefSeq, a predicted model, not a curated record